AUGUCGAAAGUGGUGUACAAAUUUAUCUUUAGUUGUUCACCAUGUGGAGAGAAUGUGGUAAUCAUUACACCUUUCUUUCUAGGUCUUUCAGCGGCCCAGCGGAAGUUUGCUCAUUCACUGAGAGACUUUAAAUUUGAGUUUAUUGGUGAUGCAGAAACUGAUGAUGAACGCUGCAUAGAUGCUUCCUUACGUGAAUUUUCAAAUUUUUUGAAGAAUCUAGAAGAACAGAGGGAAAUUAUGGCAUUAAGUGUAACUGAAACCCUGAUUAAACCCUUGGAAAAAUUCAGAAAAGAGCAACUGGGAGCUGUAAAGGAAGAAAAAAAGAAGUUUGACAAAGAGACAGAAAAGAAUUAUAGUCUAAUUGAUAAACAUUUGAACUUAUCAGCGAAAAAGAAAGACUCACAUUUACAAGAGGCAGAUAUCCAAGUGGAGCAAAACCGGCAGCACUUCUAUGAACUGUCUCUUGAAUAUGUGUGCAAGCUUCAGGAAAUCCAAGAGAGAAAGAAGUUUGAGUUUGUGGAACCUAUGCUGUCAUUUUUUCAGGGGAUGUUUACUUUCUAUCAUCAGGGCCAUGAACUUGCCAAAGACUUCAAUCACUACAAAAUGGAACUACAGAUCAACAUUCAGAAUACACGGAAUCGAUUUGAAGGAACCAGGUCAGAAGUGGAAGAGCUCAUGAACAAAAUCAGACAGAAUCCCAAGGAGCACAAACGAGCGAGCCAGUUUACAGCAGAAGGCUACCUGUACGUGCAGGAAAAAAGGCCUGCUCCAUUUGGUUCCAGCUGGGUCAAACACUACUGCAUGUAUCGGAAAACAGCCAAGAAGUUCAACAUGAUUCCGUUUGAGCACAGAUCUGGGGGGAAACUUGGGGAUGGCGAGGUGUUCUUUUUGAAAGACUGUACCAAAAGGCCGACUGACUCCAUUGACAGACGGUUUUGUUUCGACAUAGAAGCUGCUGACCGGCCUGGCCUGCCACUUGAGCCACAGGCAUCAAGCCAGGAGGAGAGGCGGCAAUGGAGAGAGAGCCUGAGCAAGAGAGAGACCUCCAUCCAUAGUUUUAAUAGAGCCAUCAUACCAAGACCUGAAGGAAGUGCACAGUUGGAUAAGAUGGGAUUCACAAUUCUCAGAAAAUGCAUCAGUGCAGUUGAAGCACGAGGUAUAAAUGACCAAGGAUUGUACAGAGUUGUGGGGGUGAGUUCAAAGGUCCAGAGACUUCUGAGUAUGUUGAUGGAUGUAAAAACAUGCAACGAGGUGGACCUGGAGAGUUCCAUAGAUUGGGAAGUGAAGACAAUAACAAGCGCCCUGAAACAGUAUUUGAGGAGUCUCCCGGAGCCUCUCAUGACCUACGAGUUACAUGGAGAUUUCAUUGUUCCAGUUAAAAGUGGCAGCCCGGAAUCUCGCGUUAAUGCAAUCCAUUUCUUGGUACACAAACUGCCAGAGAAAAAUAAAGAAAUGUUGGAUAUUUUGGUGAAACACUUAACCAAUGUUUCAAAUCACUCUAAGCAGAACCUCAUGACGGUGGCAAAUUUAGGAGUGGUUUUUGGACCGACUCUGAUGAGGCCACAGGAAGAAACUGUUGCUGCCAUCAUGGAUUUGAAGUUUCAGAAUAUCGUUGUGGAAAUCUUAAUCGAAAACCAUGAAAAGAUAUUUCGGACCCUGCCUGAUGCCACAUUCCCUGAGCCUACCUGCCUGUCAGCAUCACCCCCAAACGCUCCACCGAGGCAAUCGAAGAGACAGGGCCAGAGGACAAAGAGACCCGUGGCUGUCUAUAAUCUUUGUCUUGAGCUGGAAGAUGGUGACAGUUCCAACCCCCCUAAGGAGGACACCCCUUCCAGCAGCGUGGACUCACUGCCCUCCCCAUCUCCCACGACAGUAGCUGUGCAUGGGCUUCCUGGACCAGACAAAAAUCACCUUCUGGCGGAUGGAGGGAGCUGUGGGGACUGGGGAUCCCCCAGCCCAAGUCAGACCCGAUCCUCUAUGGUCCAGUGGCUAAACCCACAGUCUCCAACCACACCAAGCUCCGACUCGGCUGUUACACCUCCUUCACCCAGGUCGUCCCCUUUCGCCAUAGUGGACAAGCCUCCUGAAGGCAUGACCAGUCGGAAGGCUCGAGCGGUGUAUCCAUGUGAAGCAGAGCACAGCUCGGAAUUAUCUUUUGAAAUUGGAGCAAUUUUUGAGGACGUGCAAACCUCAAGGGAACCUGGCUGGCUAGAAGGGACUCUGAAUGGCAAGAGGGGGCUGAUUCCACAGAACUACGUCAAGCUGCUGUAGCCCCGGUCUUUGAGAGCCUCAUGUGACCCUGGUACCCAAGGACCUGCCUGCAGGUGGUGAGCUGUCUUCCUCCCCCUAGGCCGCACCCCCAACCCAGCCACCUCCACUCUCGGGAAUCACGGAUCACGAUGGUGGUGGGGGGCACAUGCCACACAGAACUGUGUAGAUUCACGCAUCAGGGGAAGAACAUCGGGAUUAGCAGAAUGGACUUUUCAUUUGUCAAGCAUCAGGACUUGUGACUUUUAAUUAGCCAGCCUAUAGAACGAGAGGGAGGGUGGCAGUCUCACCACCAGACCUCCUGAGCUUCCCUCUCCUCCCUGCUCCCAUGCACCUGCUGCUGAGAUUUAAAGGGAACUGUACUUCCUCACAGUGUUACAUUUUCAGGGUGCACGCUUGGCUCUGGCCACUCCUGUGUGGCGGGGCUCCUGGUGCUAGGGGGAAUGGUCUGGAGAGAGGCUGUUCCCAUGCCUGCUCCCUCCCAGACCGCCAGCCAGGGCCCCGCGUGCACUCCGCCCAGAUGGAGCACACCAGCGUAUUUAUAACAGGCUUCUCGCUCGUGCUCCUCACCUGUGUGCUGUUUUCCAAAUACCACCUUGUUUGCCUCAAGGUCUCUGUAAAUGAAAUAAAAUGUAAUUUACUAUU
Molecule: messenger RNA, 2913 nt
Organism: Otolemur garnettii (small-eared galago)
Lineage: Eukaryota; Metazoa; Chordata; Mammalia; Primates; Galagidae
Gene: ARHGAP10
Product: Rho GTPase activating protein 10
Exons: 26
Coding region: 1-2271 (756 amino acids)
Biological process (GO): signal transduction
Cellular component (GO): cytoplasm
Molecular function (GO): GTPase activator activity; protein binding
Source: RefSeq, a predicted model, not a curated record